This is a messenger RNA of Lycium ferocissimum, 1812 nucleotides long. RefSeq names its product UDP-glucosyltransferase 29-like. NCBI's taxonomy places the organism in Eukaryota, Viridiplantae, Streptophyta, Magnoliopsida, Solanales, Solanaceae. The record is from RefSeq and is a predicted model, not a curated record. The transcript is spliced from 2 exons. Gene Ontology annotation, molecular function: UDP-glycosyltransferase activity. Bases 192 to 1433 code for a protein of 413 amino acids.
UUAAGAUAUGUAAAUUAAUUUGUGAUUUUUGUUCAAGAUUUAUUUUCCUUGUCUAACCAUUUUCCAUUUAUAUGAAAGUUAACAUAAUUAUCACAACGACAUCUAUUAUAAAUUAUAAUGCUACCUUCAUAAGAACAUCACCCUUCAUCUAACUACAAAGAUUGAAAAAAAAAAAAAAAAAAGACGUUUUCAUGGAUACUUCAAUGGAGAUCAACCAAAAACCAGUUCGUGUGUUGAUGUUUCCAUGGUUGGGACAUGGACACAUUUCUCCGUUUCUCGAGUUAGCCAAAAAGCUCGUCACAAGAAACUUCACCAUCUACUUGUGCUCCACCCCCGCAAAUUUCAUUUCCAUCAAACAAAAACUCAUUAACGAAAGCUUGACUGAAAAAAUUCACCUCGUUGAGCUUCGACUUCCCUCUUCUCCCGACCUUCCUCCAAAUUACCACACCACCAACGGUCUCCCACCCCAUCUCAUGUCCACACUCAAGAAGGCGUUUGACAAGUCCCGUCCAAUUUUCACCCAAAUCCUUAAUACCAUUAAACCCGACUUGCUUCUUUACGAUUUGCUUCAACCAUGGGCUCCAAUAGUAGCAUCGAAAAAAAAUAUCCCAUCGGUUGUUUUUGCCACGAGUAGCGCCACCAUGUUUUCCCACAUGUUUCACACUUUCAGAUACCCUAACUCGGAGUUUCCCUUCUCCUCUAUUUAUUAUCGCGAUUACGAGUUCACUCGUAUGCUCAAAAAGCAAGAUUUGGAACCUAUUGAGCAACAACAAAAAGAUAAAACUAGUCUUAAGUUGUGCUUCAAGAGGUCUUCUAACAUUGUUUUGAUUAAGGGUUUUGAGGAAAUUGAUGGUAAAUAUUGUGACUACAUAUCUAGUUUGACCAAGAAGAAAAUCAUCCCUGUGGGUCCACUAGAAGAUAGGGAAGAGAUUGCUCAUGGGCUAGAGCAAAGUAGGGUUAAUUUCAUUUGGGUUGUGAGGUUUCCAAAAGGUGGAAAACUCAAACUUGAAGAAGCAUUGCCACAUGGAUUUUUCAAGAAAGUUGGUGAAAGGGGGAUGGUAGUUGAAGAUUGGGCCCCACAAGCAAAAAUAUUAGGAAAUUCUAAUAUCGGCGGAUUCGUGAGUCAUUGUGGAUGGAAUUCUGUUAUGGAAAGUAUGAAAAUUGGUGUUCCAAUAAUUGCUAUGCCAAUGCAUCUUGAUCAACCAUUGAAUGCUAGGCUUGUGGAAGAAGUAGGUGUUGGUUUGGAAGUUGUUAGGGACAAAGAUGGAAAACUUGAUAGUGAAACAAUAGCUCAAGUUAUCAAUAAGGUUGUGUUGGACAAAAGUGGAGAAUCCAUGAGGGCAAAAGCAAAGAAGAUGAGUGAAACAAUUAGAGCCAAAGGUGAUGAAGAGAUUGAUGAUGUUGUCCAAGAAUUGCUCAAACUUUGCAAGUGAUCAAAUGUUGUCUAGUUAGCUUUUGAUGAUUUGCAUGUGCUUUCCUAAUUUUUUUUUUUUUUUUUUUUUAGGUUUCAGUAUCAUGCUUAUGAACUUAGGCAUGUAUUGGUGGAGUACUAAUUUUUUGUACUCCUCAAUUAGGUCUUGUUUUGAAUGAUGUUUAUCUUAGCUAGCUAGACAAAUUGAUCUGAGACUAGCAAAUAUGAAUGUCAAAAUUUGCAUUAGUUCAAUAAAAAGUUGAAGUUAAUUAACUUUUAAUGUUGGUUCUAUUUUAGCAGAGGACAACUAUUGAAGCUUAUGCAAUUUCUUCUUCUUUUUUUGUUUGAUCAUAAGACAUGUAUAAGACUAAGUUUCUUUGACUCGAUUUGUUUCCUUCCAU